Messenger RNA from Drosophila subpulchrella, 638 nucleotides. RefSeq lists its product as uncharacterized. NCBI's taxonomy places the organism in Eukaryota, Metazoa, Arthropoda, Insecta, Diptera, Drosophilidae. The transcript is spliced from 3 exons. Bases 47 to 607 code for a protein of 186 amino acids. The record is from RefSeq and is a predicted model, not a curated record.
UAAAUUAAGCGGUUAGUACCAGGCGGAGCUCAAACUGUCUGAAAUAAUGGCGUGGAACAUAGCUCUGCUGAUCUGCUGUCUCGUGGCAAUGGUUCGGAGUAAUCCCACGGAUGUGGACUGUUCUCGUCGUCAGGAUUUCAAUGACUGCUGUGCAUAUCCAACGUUUCGAUUUGAUGAGUUCAAAGCGCCAUGUGGUAAAUACAUGCCUGUUGGAGCUCCCAGAAUUUCACCCUGCCUGUAUGAAUGCAUAUUUAAUGCGACCAACACAUUUUUGGAUGGAGCUAUUAAUCCUGAUAAUGCGCGAAUGAUGCUAGAAAAACUCUUUGGCAAUAAUCACGAAUUUCUGGAAGCCUAUUACAAUGGUAUAAUGAGCUGUUCGGAUACUGUACAAGAGAUGAUGAACAACAGAAGAACCCGCCCCCAAAGUAAGACCGAACAGUGCUCACCAUUUGCAGUUUUCUAUGCAGUCUGUGCCCAGAAAUACGUAUUCAACCACUGCCCAUCAUCUAGCUGGUCCGGAAAGGAAUCAUGCGAAAUGGUCCGAUUGCAAAAUAUGAACUGUCCGAGAACCAUAUCAUCACGUGGUUCUGGUCAUCGAUUACUUUAACGCUUUAUGCGGUAAUAAAACUUAAAAUGAA